GUGGGUGUGGGUGAGGGUGUGGGUGUGGGUGUGGGUGUCGGGUAGGUGGGUGGGUGUGGGUGUGGAUGUGGUUGUGGGUGUGUCUCAAGAAAAGAAAAACACCCACAUCCACACCCACCCACACUCACACCCACACCCACACCCAUACCCGCAUCCACACCCACACCCACACCCUCUAGUGUAACAAGCGUUCUCUACAAGUAACUUUCACAUGUAUGAUCGACGAAACCAUUUAAUGUCACAUUCCUUCUCAAAUGUCAUGUCGCCCGAAUAUAACUUCGAUUUGCUUGACUAUACUCAAGAAAAAUGCUUUUAUUGUCUUUCGUUUUGAUCGUUCUUUCAAAUAAUAAUAUGACAGCAGAUUACAGAAAUUUCUAAUAUGAGCCCAUACAAUGCCGGUAGCGCUAGAAAUGAAAAUGAACAUUUCAGCAGUGAAUACUCGUAUAAGCAUUAUAGAAACUUAGGGUGUGGGUGUGGGUACGGGUGUAGUAAUUGGUAUGGCUGAAGAGAAGACAAACACUCUUACUUACAUCCACACCCACACCCACAUCCGCACCUCGUGCAGUCAGCCGCCUUAAAAACUCCGUUGCACUUGAUGUAGAUGAUGAUAAUGAUAAUUAACAGGAUAUUUCAUCAUCAAAAUCGUAAAUAGGAAAAUAGAAAUGAUUUGAUUGAUUUUAAUGUUAAUUAUAGAAAUGAAAAUGUUAAACUUGAAAUUGAACGAUUAAAGAAAGAAUUAAAACAAUCGAAAAAAUCAUCAAUACUUGUCAAACCAUCAGAAGAUACUGUUCAAGAAGAAACAGAAUGUAAGUAA
This is a messenger RNA of Rotaria sp. Silwood2, 814 nucleotides long. The record is from the annotation of a GenBank genome assembly. NCBI's taxonomy places the organism in Eukaryota, Metazoa, Rotifera, Eurotatoria, Philodinida, Philodinidae.